UUUAUGCCUGGUAUUACGGCACAUGGGCCACGAACAUAAUGACACAAAGAAGUGAGGAGUCGAGUUGUUCACACCCGUAUGGAUUCUGGGUGAACACCCUACCCUGUUAAACAACAGGCCACACGCUUGACGAAACUAACUUUUUCUUUCAAUAUAAAUGUAUUAUUCGUGAUAGAUAUGACGGAAAUGUUUUCAACUCUGUUCGGGCAAAACGAUGCUCAGGGACCGCCCGGCUCGUCUCUGGGUUUCGGACCGGGGAAGCCUCCGCCGCCUCUGCCGCAAAAUCAAGUCUCCAUGGCGGGGCAGAUGCCACCGCAGCUCGGGGAUGAAGGGCCUGCGCUGCGGAAGCCCGGAGCCAUGAAUGAACCUUUCUACUUACUGCGGGAGCUUCCUGUGGGAAACGAGUUAACGGGCAACACCAACCUCAUCACGCACUACAACCUGGAGCAUGCCUACAACAAGUUCUGUGGGAAGAAGGUGAAGGAGAAGCUCAGCAACUUCCUGCCAGAGUUACCAGGUAUGAUCGACUGUCCGGGCACUCAGGACGGCAGCUCGUUGCGCUCUUUGAUUGAUAAGCCUCCAGUGUGUGGGAACUCCUUCAACCCAUUGACAGGCGCUCUGCUCACAGGCUUCAGACUACACACAGGACCACUACCGGAACAGUACAGACUGAUGCACAUACAGCCUCCAAAGAAGAAGAGCAAACACAAGCACAAACACCAUCGACUGCAGGACCCGUUACCACAAGAAACUCCAUCAGACACUGAUCCCAAAAAGAAGAAGAAGAAACGGGAUGAUGAUCCUGACCGCAAGAAAAAGAAGAAAGACAAGAAAAAGAAGAAGAACCGCCACAGUCCUGACCACCCCGGCCUCGCUGGAUCACAACCCAACAGCAACAGCCUCAGAUAGACGGGAGCCCACUGUGUGCAUGCCGGUGUUUGAAUGUGUGUGAGUGACUGUGCAUUUUGCAAGAGGAUGCGAGUGUGUUUUACAGAUAAUUGUAUUAUUGGGAGUAUGUUUUAAUGAGAGUGGAGACGAAUGAAGUAAUGCAAAUGUUUGUAUGAUGCGUGUGAGAGUGAAAGGAGCAACACAGUGGACGGAUGUGAAGAUGUAAAGAAAAGUUACAGAGCAGUGUAAAAGGCAGAGAGCCGCUGUGUGGUGUUAUGGAUGACUGACUUUGAUUUUGUUGUGAUAUCUUUUGAUCAUAUUGCCAAAAUCAAAUAAACGUUUGGUUAUUAUC
This is a messenger RNA of Pseudoliparis swirei, 1240 nucleotides long. RefSeq names its product mediator complex subunit 19a (gene med19a). The transcript has 6 exons. Gene Ontology annotation, cellular component: mediator complex. Gene Ontology annotation, biological process: positive regulation of transcription by RNA polymerase II. NCBI's taxonomy places the organism in Eukaryota, Metazoa, Chordata, Actinopteri, Perciformes, Liparidae. The record is from RefSeq and is a predicted model, not a curated record. Gene Ontology annotation, molecular function: transcription factor binding; transcription coregulator activity. Bases 178 to 909 code for a protein of 243 amino acids.